Molecule: messenger RNA, 1308 nt
Organism: Corylus avellana
Lineage: Eukaryota; Viridiplantae; Streptophyta; Magnoliopsida; Fagales; Betulaceae
Gene: ECHID
Product: enoyl-CoA hydratase/isomerase D
Biological process (GO): menaquinone biosynthetic process
Cellular component (GO): cytosol
Molecular function (GO): 1,4-dihydroxy-2-naphthoyl-CoA synthase activity
Source: RefSeq, a predicted model, not a curated record
UCUCUCUCAGUCUGCGGCACUAAACUAUGUCUUCCCAAUCCUUUUCAAUUCGUCUCUUUUGGAAGCAUACAUCUCUAAAACCACACUGUCAGCAAAGAGCUAGUUGCAAUGGCACAAAUGGCAGAGAAGGACGUGAACACCGCGAGAAGAAGAUUGGCCUCCGUUUCCAACCAUCUCGUUCCGGUUCAUUUGCCUCCCAACUGCGGUUCCAUCGGGUUGCGAAACGCGUCGAUGAACGAUAGCUACCAUCGGAUACAUGGUGCGGUUCCGACUCACGAAGCUGUCUGGGAAAUCGCCUGCGAUGAAUGCGGCAAGGAGUUUCAGUUCACCGACAUUAUCUACGAGAAGGCCGUUGGCGAAGGCAUCGCAAAGAUUACGAUCAAUAGGCCAGAGAGGCGAAAUGCGUUCCGGCCGCUGACAAUUAAGGAACUUAUUUGCGCAUUCAAUGAUGCGAGGGAUGAUAGCUCAGUAGGAGUCAUCAUUCUUACGGGGAAGGGAACCAAGGCGUUUUGUAGUGGCGGUGACCAGGCACUGAGAACUACAGAUGGUUAUGCUGAUCAUGAAAAUUUUGGUCGGCUUAAUGUUUUAGACCUGCAGGUACAGAUUCGUCGUCUUCCAAAGCCAGUGAUAGCAAUGGUGGCGGGUUAUGCCGUCGGUGGAGGACAUGUAUUACACAUGGUCUGCGAUCUAACCAUUGCAGCAGAUAAUGCUAUUUUUGGUCAAACUGGUCCUAAGGUUGGAAGCUUUGAUGCUGGUUAUGGAAGUUCCAUCAUGUCCCGUUUGAUUGGCCCUAAAAAAGCGCGUGAAAUGUGGUUUUUGGCAAGGUUCUACACAGCUUCUGAAGCAGAGAAAAUGGGACUCGUAAACACUGUUGUACCGCUAGAGAGUUUAGAGCAAGAAACAAUUCAAUGGAGCCGAGAGAUCCUAAGAAACAGCCCAACUGCAAUUCGGGUGCUCAAGUCAGCUCUAAAUGCAGUUGAUGAUGGCCAUGCUGGGCUCCAGGAACUUGGUGGUAAUGCUACGCUCAUAUUUUAUGGCACUGACGAAGGUAACGAGGGAAAGACAGCAUAUAUGCAACGUAGACGCCCGAAUUUCUCAAAAUUUCCUCGGCGACCUUAAUGUUGUACAAUUCCUUUUCUUAGUUGCAGAUCAUGCCAUUUGGGAAGUAAUUUGAGAUCAUGCCUUGUAGUUCUCUGCAUGUUUUAUUUUGUGGUCGGUACUGAUUUUUCUUGUAAUUAAAGAGAUGAACCUCCAUGGCUCCAUUCAAACAAAAGGUCAAGACUAUGGCAAGAUAAUUCUUUUCAAAAC